AUGACUGUCGGUGCUCAAGAUGAAAGUGCUCCUCUGCUUCCCGGCAAGAUAACUUGGUAUAAUUGGCGCUUUCUGGACCGGCUGGAGAAGGUUUACAAGAGGAAUACUGGCUUCCUCCUCAUCGCCGCCGCCCAACUUGGCUUUUCCGCCUCCGAUGUUUGCGUACAGGAAUUGAACAGGCUUGAUCACCCAGUUCCGACACUCCAGCUGAUCGUUCUUCGUAUGACUAUAACUUACGUGUGUUGCCUAAUGACCAUGUUAUGGGCAGGCAUUCCAGAGCCUUUUCGAGGACCAGAGGGCACUCGUACUAUGCUUGUAUUUCGCGGACUUUGCGGCUUCGUAGGUAUCCUUGGCGUGUAUUACUCACUCAAAUAUCUAUCUCUCUCGGAAGCCACUGUCCUCACUUUCUUAACACCCUUUACAACAACCAUAUCAAGCGCAAUUUUCCUUGGAGAGACCGUGACCGUAGGAUACUUGGUGGCAGGCUUACUCAACAUUUUCGGUGUCAUUUGUAUCGCGCAACCUGUACUUCUGUUUGGAAAGUCGCCAGCGGAAGGGACCGAAGAUCCGGAAUUCCGUUUACUGGCAGUAGGCAUGUCUUUACUAGGCGUUAUGGGGAGUACAGGCGCUUUCACAGCAAUCCGUGCCAUCGGCUUUCGUGCACACGCGCUCCACUCUUCAGCUUCGUACUCGCUGCAAUGUGUCAUAGCUGCGAGCAUCGGAAUGGUCGUAACCGGUACCCCAAUCGUUAUCCCUACACAGUUGAAGUGGGGUAUAUUGUUUGCGAUCCUCGUUUUAACUGGCUUUGUCGGACAGGUGUUCCUUGUGAUGGGUUUCCAGCGUGAAACGGCAGGGAGGGGAACGACAGCUCUGUACACUCAAAUUGUGUUCGCAACGAUUAUCGAACGCAUUUUCUUCGACUACACUCCGAACACGUGGUCGGCCAUUGGGAUUACUGUUAUUAUGUUGGCGGCAAUCUAUGUUGCGGUGCGUGUUAUCGAAAUUUCACACUGUUGUUGUACUACUAACACCUCGGCAGAUGUCGAAGCGUCAGGAGAAUCCUAA
This is a messenger RNA of Guyanagaster necrorhizus, 1065 nucleotides long. Its product is annotated as drug/metabolite transporter superfamily. The record is from RefSeq and is a predicted model, not a curated record. Bases 1 to 1065 code for a protein of 354 amino acids. Gene Ontology annotation, cellular component: membrane. NCBI's taxonomy places the organism in Eukaryota, Fungi, Basidiomycota, Agaricomycetes, Agaricales, Physalacriaceae. The transcript is spliced from 10 exons.